Messenger RNA from Bursaphelenchus okinawaensis, 4592 nucleotides. The record is from the annotation of a GenBank genome assembly. NCBI's taxonomy places the organism in Eukaryota, Metazoa, Nematoda, Chromadorea, Rhabditida, Aphelenchoididae.
AUGGCCGCCAUGGUAAGUCAAUCAAACUGGGCCAUAAACCUUCUAAAUGAUGGCCAUAACAAUAAAAGUACACGAAAACAAACCUUUUUUGGGAUUUUGUUAAGUGUAAUAUAUUGAGUUAGGUACAAUUUUUAUGUAAUUUUAGACUUUUAUAAUGUUACUGUUAUUAUAAAAGUAUAUAAAAACAUAAAAUAUAGUAAAAUAUUACCUUUUUUACAAAUAGACCACCAAAUAUUCACGUUACCAUCAAGUUCUUUCAGGUAAAUCACCGUGAGACGGCUGACCUUCUCCUAGUGUCGAUCGACGGUCGAAAACUUCCUGCCCAUUUGUGUAUUCUCCGUCAACGUGCUCCAGUUUUCUUCCAGCGCUACGUUGAACCCACGUUGAAUGCCAAUCCACGAGCAGCGACCCCUCAACUGCCACUAGAGGUUGCUGUAGGUGAUGUAGACUCUACAGGAUUGUCCUUCUUCAUCAAGUCGAUAUACACUGAAGAGGAGUUGGUGUCGCUGCCAAAUGAACUCAAGUACGAGAAGACUCCGCGAUGCACAGGCAUGUCAUUCUAAAUAUAGAUAAUGUUUUAUCGAUUUACCAUGGUUAAUAUCAGAAAAACGAAAAGAUAAGUGCUAAUCCGGUCAAAAAGUAAAUAGAAAAACAUAAAAGCAAGGUUAACAAGGUUUUAGAAAUACUUUUUGACCAAGUUAGUGCCGUUUCUAAUAUAAUUUUUUGUUACCUAAAAUAACAUCGAAAAGCUUUUUCAGUUCAUAUUCAGAUUGUAAAUAAUAUCAAAUAUUGUAAUAAACAUACCAGACCAUCCCUUCUCCACUGACCGUGCCACUUUUAGAAAACGAGCCCCCAGAAGCCGAGAUUCUGGUGUACCGUGACGGGCUACGUGACGACAUCUCCGAGAGAAUCUCGAACAAGACCUCCGACUCUCUGAGUCCCUCUCGAGUACGUUAAACUUGCACAUUCUGUAGUUCUGAGAUUAGGUAGCGUCCCAAAGUCAGUUGUCCGACAUGACCAACCAAGAGGUCCCACCAGAGAUGUCAGCCUCUUACCCAUCCCCGAGCGACUACAAGCACUCUGGCAACGAUCUUCUGGGCUCGAGUGGGAACCUCGGACAGGCGACUUUGAUGACGUCUUUCAAGGAACUAGCUUCACAGCAGUCCCUCAACAAUCCAGACUCUCCCAUGUGCACUUCUGGGUAUUCAGACAAGGAAGACGACGGUCGACGCAGAAGCAGAAGUGUGGCUAGCGAUGUUCAGGGUGGGUAGCUGAUUGUGUUGAAUUCAUUUUACUUCAACAACAGAUCGAAACAGAUUUUUGUCGGACUAAAAAGAUAUUUUAUACUCAAAACAGUUUUGGUGACAUGUUAUACGAUGGAUGGUGUCCUCAUGAUUUCGAAAAUAUUUUUUUCAAUUUCAGGUCAAUCCUGUAAAUUCAUUAGACUAGAUGACAGCGGAGUGUCGAGUCGUUCCAAUUCUGACAGAUCCGAGACAAAGAAGGCCAUCUUCCCCAUGUUCAUAGGAAUGGGUACCUAUGACAAUAUGGACGAUCCCAUGAGUCAGAGUGCUCCGUCGGCCGAAUCCUUUGGAUCUACGAUUAGAGGACGAGCUAUGAUGGCCAGAAGACUGUCAGUCAGCUCUUUAACUUCACUUACCUCCAUUGAUUUGACUCCAACGCACGAAAGUGAGUAUAACUAUAUUAACAUAGACAAUAUCACAUUGAUUUAGUUGUGCCGAUAUUACUAUAGAUAUGGCAAUAUGAAAGUAGAACUGAUCUUUUUAGACCUUCCUCUCUUUAUUGACAACGAACCAGCCAGCCGACUGGGCAAAGACCUCCUUCUGAUGUAUAAAAGUGGUACCGACACGGAUGUUACCAUCAAGACUAGUACAGGGCUUCUGAAGGCUCAUCGUUGUAUUUUAUGGAGCACUUGUAUCGAAUUCAAGAAGAUGUUGGGAAGUUCUGCUCAGAUUGAUCUGAGCAAGUAUACGAUGGCUACAGUAGACUACCUGCUACAGUUUCUGUACGGUGGACUGACUUGUGUAGCUGAGGCUGUAGACAUCUGGGAGUUGUUGAGGUUGGCAGAUGAACUGAGAUUAGAUCAACUACUGCAAGUUGCGAUGUUACACUUGAAGGCUCACAGAUGUCAUUUCUUCCACAGAGUAAGUGAGAUGAUAUGAUCAAAGUAGGAUAACAUAAGUACCCUCUGUAACUUUAUAUAAAAUCAUAUGUCUCUUGAUCAAACCAUACCACUUUUCAGCCUUGUGCAUCUUGUGUAUCGGCCGUGUUCGACGCCCUCCCCCAGUUCCACAACCUACCCAUCCUUCGGCCGUUGUACGAAGAAGCGAUGGCAUGGCAGUGUAAGCACUUUGCUCGUAUCUGGAAGGGUCGUAUCUUCCUGCACCUGUCAGAAUACUGGCAGAAGGAAUCAUUCGAGGCCUUGAUCAACUCCGUGAACGAUGAAUCUGUCAUCGACGUGCUUCUGGGCUGUGAGAAGCUUCAGAUCGCGUUACCUCGGAUCAAAGCUCAACACUCCAGUAUCUACGUGCAGAAGCUGGUCAAUGAUACUAUCGAGUACUGUACCGACUUCCUAAUCUCCAGUCUGGACUUGGUGGUACAGUCCAAGGUGUUUGUUCACCAAGGAAAAGGAUUAGCACUGAACCUGUCGUUACUGGAAGAUAUUCUGCCAUCUCUGAUACACUCCCUCAACGCAGAUACCGCCAUCAGAACGUUUGUCAGUCUGAAGCAGCUUCUGACUGACAUUGCUGAAGGACGGAUUCAGACGUCCAGUACGUGUAGCUUGAACCAGGUGGAGGAUAUCAAUCCAGUAUGUUGUUUUACCUUUAAUUAACUGUUUUUAUAAUAUGAAUACACGAUGUCAAGUAUCUAUCAAAGCUUUAUUUUCAGAGGUUUUUGUCGCUAUGUCGCCGAUUACUAGAGUUAUGCGACAAACAUCUACUCCAUUUCACUGCUUCUGUAGUCAAAAGUACAGCUUGGGAUCUUCUGGAGAAAGAGGACCAAGACAGGAUUCAAGAAAGUAAGCAGAACUCAGAAUCGUGUCAAAAACUUCACUUUCACAAGUUAUAUUCAAAGCAUGAUUUUAUGAAGAUUACUGUACUUUCAGCGGGAAUUUUCGUGGAAAUGUGCCUUCCAAAAGCUCCGCCACCACGAUUAUCAAGCUUCAACAGGGUAAGUUACUGUAAAUUCUUUUAAUUUAGACAAAUUUAUUUGUUCCACAGUAGAAUAAGUCGUUACCAUGCCAUUUUCAGUCAUACAAACGAUCCUCCAGCGUCGGUUUCGGCAACCCCAUGUCAUCGAAGCUAGACCCUCCAUUCUACGGAACUUACGAACGCACACGAUCACUAGAACGAGCACGACCUGCCUCAACGUUCACUCAACUUGUAGAAGCCGACGAACCUUUGGAAGCGAUUCUGGAGAGGGAGAAGAGCCAGAACCAGAUACCUCUAGAACAACAUCGACGAGCCAACAGCCUCAGGGAACACUCGUCCAGUCGAAUGAGUGUCAAGUCUAACGCCAGCACGGUGAAGCACCGUUCUCCACAGCCUUCUGAAGUCGAUCUGACGAAGAAAGAGGAGAAAAAGGAACCGCCCAAGCUGAAAUUUCCCAAAUCCACCCACGCCCACAAGGUCCCGUCCCCAGAAUCCCCAACCAAACGCAUCUCCAAAACACGGCAUCCACCUCCUGUGAAGCGCACCGUGCCCUCACAAUCAGCUACCGUGAACGUGGAACGUCAGAAUACUCAAACCAUAAUGACGGCCGAGCAGAACAAAGAAAAAGGUAUCGAUACAAGCACGAUGGAGAUCAAACCAUCGACUUCAGAAGACAAAAACACUGUCGACAAUGCUCCGACGAGUGUAGCGACUUCAGAUGCCGUCAAAAACAAGCCUCGUUCUGUUGUUAAGCCUAUGCCCAAGCCUACUACCUUUUCUGCUGUUCAAAACAAACCAACUACAACACGACGGGUAAGUUAUGUCAUUGCUGUAUCAAAUACUAUGGUUAAAGACUCCUCUUUCGUAAGAAAAAUUUUAAAAAAAGUCCAAUAAGUUUAAAAAUUGUCUAAAGUUUUAUCAAAAAGUGAUAAAAGUAUCGAAAAAGUUUGGUGUCAUCCGCAGGAUUCGAACCUGCGCCCUCCGAAGAGGACUGCGACCUGAACGCAGCGCCUUAGACCACUCGGCCAGAAUGACACGGCUUCUCCCUUCUUGUCUUUGUUUGUGGAUGAAGGUCUUUUACCAAACCAAAAAUAGUUUUGACACAAAAAGUUGUGAGAAAUACUGAUAUUAGCUUGAUGUUGUACAAAAUUCGACUGAAAUUCUCUUUUUUCCAUUGAAGACGUCACUAAUUGAUUUAAAAUAAUUAUAUUGUUUUAGAGUGUAACCAGCGCUACCGCCGCCUACGCCGCCAAAGUAGUGGAUCGAAAAAGCGCUUUACCCCGCCAGCUUCCCCCGCCCAACGCUGCCAUGCUGACCCGCUCUCGUGCCAAUCCAGGACUGUCGAUAGAUGGCAAAGUGAAAAGGAAAGACGUGGAGAACGACUCCAGAAUCCCCAGAAGUCCGAAGGUCGGGCGACGAUAG